This is a messenger RNA of Oreochromis niloticus (Nile tilapia), 7579 nucleotides long. RefSeq names its product F-box protein 41 (gene fbxo41). NCBI's taxonomy places the organism in Eukaryota, Metazoa, Chordata, Actinopteri, Cichliformes, Cichlidae. The record is from RefSeq and is a predicted model, not a curated record. The transcript is spliced from 14 exons. Gene Ontology annotation, molecular function: protein binding. Bases 563 to 3064 code for a protein of 833 amino acids.
UUGUCCCCUCCCCGUUGUGCACGGCUGCUGUCACGAGCAUCGGUGUGAAUUAAGCUGGACUCCGGGCCUAGGCUUGUGUGUAUGUGUGUGCGCGCUUGCAGAGGCGUUCGUGGCUGUGAGAUAACAUUUGGUGGUGCCGCUCGUCCACACCCACUUGAUCGGCUGCUUGUGGUUGAUCCAUGUGCGGUGCAAAAUGUGAGGAUCAAAGAUCGUCAGCGCCGGAUGAUCCAGUGGUUGCUGUCACGUCGCUGGCGGCUGUCAGGCGACAGCUACAUGCAGCUUUUCAGGGAUCGCUCUGAGACUUUGGCCGGCCUUGGCCUGUAGGAACUGGACAGGACCAUAGGAAAGGCAACCAUGGCAGAUGAAGUGAGACGACCAGCUGAAUGUUUCCACCCAGUGCGGUCAUGUGACUGACCUGGCUCUUCUCUCCUGCUGAUGUCCGGUAGUUGCCCUGUUCUCACCAUGAGAGGAUCUGUCAGGUGCUCGAGCUCAGUGCCCUCAGACUGGCGCUACCGUUGUGCUGCGUGAGCGCCCCCCCCUCCUCCGGCAGUUACUGCACGGAAUGGCAUCUUUGGACCUGCCAUACCGCUGUCCUCGCUGCGGGGAGCACAAGCGCUUCCGAAGCCUGUCGUCGUUGCGUGCCCACCUGGAGUACAACCACACGUACGAGACCCUUUACGUCCUCUCCAAAUCCAACAGUGUAUGUGACGCUGCUGCUCUGCUGCCCCUAGUGGCUGAGGGAGCUCUGCUCGCACCCGCCAAUAACAACGACCCUUUUGAGCCACUUCGGCCUUCAGCUUUAAAGGAGCGGCGCUUUCCUUGCCGUGAGCUUCCUUGUGCAGACGACCUGAGUUUGACCCCAGCUAACUCCAACACUGCAGCCCGGUAUAUUCCUAAUGUGGAGUUUCCCCUGGGGGAGAUUUUUAUGAAAAAAGCCAUGACAUCCACAGAUCCAGGUCCCCAUGGAAACCCCAGCACAGCUGUAGCGGUGGCAGCUAAUGUAGCAGCCAGUGCAGUCGAAGCAGCGUAUGAGGAAGGCCUGGCCAGGCUGAAGGCGCGGGCGUUUGAACGGCUGGAGCUGGAUGAGAGGCUGGAGAAGCUGUCUGAAGAGGUGGAGCAGAAAAUAGCGGCCCGUGUAGGCCGUCUUCAGGCGGAGCUGGAGAGGAAGAGCUCAGAGUUGGAGCGGGCCAAGCAGGAGAGCGAACGGCUGAGCCAGGAGAAACAAGACCUGGAGGACAAGGCCUCGGAGCUUUCUCGGCAGGUGGACGUCUCUGUGGAGAUGCUAGCCAAUCUCAAGCAGGACCUGGUGAACAAGGAGACAGAGCUGAACCACAAACAGCAGGAGGUCGCCCAGAUUGACCAGUUCCUUCAGGAGACGGCGGCCCGUGAAGCCAACGCUAAGGUACGCUUGCAGCAGUUCAUUGAGGAGCUUCUGGACCGAGCCGACCGGGCCGAAAAACAGCUGCAGAUCAUCAGCAGCUGUGGCACCACGCCGAACGGCAGCCUGGGACGCUGCAGCCUGCAGGCCUCGAAGGGCAACGGACGCCAGAGAAACUCGAGCAUCUCUGGGAGCACGAGGGGAAUGUACCAAGUGUCAGAGCGACGUUCCUCCCCCAGCACAGGAGCAUCAGGGAGGAUCAAGUCUGUCUCACAGGGCUCUGGAGGUUACGACAGUGAUAGCGUUGAGAUGCAUCCCAUGGAGGACUGCCCUGAAGCUCAGUACUAUCACAUGCAGUGCCGGUUGAGUGAGGGGGGUUACGAACGCUCACCCGGAUGCGGCUCGAGAAACUGGGGUCUUCGUAAACAGGCUAUCCAGAACUGGCAGCGGCGACCUUACAGGAACAGCACUGAAGGCGAGGAGGGAGACGUAUCUGAUGUGGGUUCCCGAACCACCGAGUCUGAAGUGGAGAUGUGGGAGCAAGAGAGGAGGGCUGUGGCGGAAGUCCAGCAGUCUGCUGCGCCCUAUUCUCACCACAGCAGAGCAGCAUACCGCCCCAACGCCGGUCGAUCUGAAGGCGUCUACAGCAAGCCAUGCAGACAUGAAAAGAGUCCUUCCAAAUCCAAUGAGGUGAUCAGUCCAGAGAUCCUGAAGAUACGUGCUGCCCUCUUUUGUAUCUUCACCUACCUGGAUACUAAGACCCUGCUGAGAGCUGCCGAGGUCUGCCGCAAUUGGAAGUUUGUGGCCCGCCACCCAGCCGUGUGGACCAGAGUGCUUCUAGAGAACGCUCGCAUUUCUUCCAAGUUUCUUAGCACAAUGUCUCAGUGGUGCACUCAGACGCACUCCCUGAUCCUGCAAAACCUUAAACCAAGACAGCGGGGCAAGAAGGAAACCAAGGAGGAUUACCUGAAAAGCACACGUGGCUGUCUGGAGGAGGGUCUGGAGGCGUUGUUAAAGGCCACAGGAAGUAACCUGCUGAUACUGAAGAUUUCACACUGCCCCAACCUGCUGACUGAUCGCUCCCUUUGGCUGGCCAGCUGCUACUGCCGAGCCCUUCAGGCUGUAACAUACAGGAGUGCUACAGAUCCAGUUGGUCAGGAGGUUAUCUGGGCCCUUGGAGCUGGAUGUAGAGACAUUAUAUCCCUACAGGUGGCGCCAUUACAUCCAUGCCAACAACCCGCUCGCUUCAGUAACCGAUGUCUGCAGACCAUUGGACGAUGCUGGCCGCACCUCCGUGCUCUUGGUGUGGGCGGUGCUGGGUGUGGGAUUCAGGGACUGGCCUCAUUGGCGAGGAACUGCAUGCGCCUGCAGGUGUUAGAGUUGGACCAUGUGAGUGAAAUCAACCAGGAGGUGGCAGCAGAGGUUUGCAGAGAGGGCUUGAAGGGCCUCGAGAUGCUGGUGCUCACCUCCACACCAGUCACCCCGAAAGCCCUGCUCCACUUCAACAGUGUUUGCCGCAACCUCAAAUCCAUCGUGGUUCAGAUUGGUAUAGAAGAUUACUUUGAGGACCCGAACAGCCCAGAAGCUAGAAAACUGUUUGAUGAGAUGGUUAACAAGCUCCAGGCUCUGAAGAAGAGACCCGGCUUCUCCAAAAUCCUCCACGUGAAAGCAGACAGUCUCUGCUAACGUCUUUUGUGCAGGUUCCUCAAGCCUUGGAGAGGGUGCCAUCACGGCUCCAGUCAAUCAAAAAGACCCAGCUGUUCCUGGAGUUGAAUGCGUCUGCAGCAUCGUGAAGAAGUAGGAUCGAGGGCUCAGUGUGCAUUUUGCUAAAGUACAAAUCUAAGACAGAAAAACUUGAUACAGUUAUCUCGUUAAUAUCGGUUAGCCAGUUUGACUUGCAGCGGCACUAUGUAUGAGAAAGGGGGGGCUUGUUUUAAACCUGACAAACUCAAGAAACGCAACAGCUUACUAAAUUUUCAUUUGCAGUAACCUUUUUGCUUUUUUCAUUCAAAAAAGUGGUUUGUGUCAUUGCACAGAGCUUUUAUUGCAACCCUUGAAGCCACACGACAGCGCUUUUUAGCUGUCCGCGUCCACACAGUGCUCGAUGCAGACUAACACCAACAGCUGAUGGGCUGACAGGCUGCAGAACAUGAUCACAGGCCAAUGUGACUUCUCUUAUUCAAGUUCACGUUGUGUUUGUGUCUGCGUGGAUGACUUAAACACAUAAAUGGAUCGACAAAGUACUGGAUCAAGCCUGUCCUGCACUGCUGUACAUUGAAACUGGACAAUGGAUGACUUUGAACACUUACUGCUUCCACCCAGAACAGAAAUAUGCUGCACCAGCUCCGAGCUCCGUGGACAGAGCGCAAAGGACAGCCGCACACACACACACACAGACCUUCAGUCUUCUAAACACUGCCUGGCAGUGAUGCAUUUUGCCUCCUCUUCUCUAACAUCCUCUGUUUCCAUAUGUUGAAAAAAACAAAAAAAUACAAGGUCACAAAUCUUGUGUUUUUAAAUAUUUGGACCUGUUCAUCCCAGACAGCAGGAUUUAAUAUCUGACGUUACCGGUGCCAUUCGUAACAGUGUCCUCAUUCCAGUGAGCGUUUUCUCCGAUGUGCCAUUAACGAGGGGGAAAGGGGGACCAGGUGUUUAAUCACUAAAAUCAAAAGCAGUGUUGAAGUUUGAUUUAAAUGUGUGUUUCAUAUGGGACAAAGUCUCCAGGUGUGUGCAGGCGUUGUAGAGUUUGGAUGUCAUCCGACUUUCUUCGUUUACCACCUGAAUCAGUGCCAUUCCCGUUCACGGAGCUUCUCGUGGCCAAAGCUCUUGUGCGAUUCCUCAUUUGUAUUCAUUUAACAUUAACGUCCUCUGCCUCCCUCUGCUGGUGAUUCCAUGCAGAUGCAGCGCUGACGUGCAGCUGGCGUUAUGUGACACUUUGUACCCUUUGCAGCAUGGAACAAGGAUCACCUUUUACUAUUUUGCAGACAAAAGGGAUCAGGUCUUCAGUGUCACCUUUAAAAUUGGAAAAGCAACCUGACUACAAUUUAGCGUAUGAUGGAAAUCCUCAAGAAGUAUGAGUAGCAAUACCUGCAGUAGUUAAACUUACUGUGUUCACUCUUCUGUGCUGCAAAUAACUUAAAAGGGAGGAGCUCCAGUGAUUUUUAUACAGCCAGAUCACCCGUAUACACACACACACACAGAUACACACAGUAAUACAGCCUGUGAAAACAGUAUCUUAAUAUAUGCUGAGACUCUGCAGGAGCGUUGUCCUGUCUGAGAAAAUAGAAAUUGUGAUCUGGUGGUUAUCUCACAUUUCUAACAGAAAACCUGGGAUCUGAACUGUGGGUGUAAAAAGAUGUAGGUGGUUACCAAAAAACUGUAUUUCGGAGUGCUGCGAUGGACUGUUUUAUUUAUUUUUUUAUUGUUUUUAGAACUUGAUGAUACUAUGGACCAAAAUUCUGCUGCACUGAAUUUUAAAUGUCUCUCUAAUGAGUUCCCUGACUUUAUGGAAGUGCAAUACUAAAUCUCUAAACGGAGCUCACAAUCAGUUUUAAAGGGGACCUAUUGUGCUCAUUUCAAUUUAAUUCAAUUUUAUUUAUAUUCCUAACAACAGUCGCCUCAAGGCGCUUAAUAGUGUGGAGUAAAGAAGAAACCACAAUAUUGGAAAGAAACCCCAACAAUCAUAUGACCCCCGCCAGUGAGCAAGAAGUUGGCGACAGUGGGAAGGAAAAACUCCCGAUUAACAGGAAGAAACCUCCGGCAGAACCAGGCUCAGGGAGGGACAGCCAUCUGCUGCGAUUGGGUGUUGAGGGUAAAGAGCGCCAUAUUUUUAUUCUUGGGCUCUACUAGGGUAGCUUUGCAUGAUUCACAGACAAAAACUUAUUUUAAGCAAAAUAAGCCCUCAGAAAGAUUCAGAAAGUCACGUGACAGGUAGGUGGAGAUUCUGUUCUUACAGUUAUCUGCCUCGGAUGACCAUAUUAAGGAUUUCCGCUCUCUCUGUGACAUCAUAAAGAUGUCAUCUGUAGCCUGAUAAACUUUCAGAAACCAAACGUUUCGUCUGAAGCCUUAGCUUUUGGUUCACAGUGUGAAAGGAAAGCAUACCAGGUCCCUCGCUAUAAACAAAUCACGAGCACAGUUCUGUAACAAGUUUCGAAAUUAAUCAAGAGACGUGCAGAACAUCACUUCUUCUUCUACUCUGUCACUUUGCACACCUUAUCCGCCCGACGGCCCUGCCUCGCCACGCCAGGCUGCAUCAUUUGUGGGCGGAACGGCAGCAGAGCAGAGCAGGUUGACAUUUUCAAGGAGCCCUGUGUGGGUGUGUGUCACGUGAGCUCUUUAAAAUUCACAGAUAAACAAAGCUCUUAGCUGCUCUGCUUCACAGUCAGAUAUACGUACGCAGACUUGUAUAACUGCAAAUUGUAGUGACGACAAUUGGGGAACAGUCGUGGAUGUCCAUUUCUCCGUGUUCUUCCAGUACCGCAUAUUUAUUAUCCCACACUGGUCACAGAUUGCUGGGUGCAGGUGAAGGAAAUGUGGGGAAUGGUGUAAACGUUUGCUGACACAAUAGAGAAAACACAAAAGCACUUGUUGAUUUUUUUGUUUGUUUGUUUUUGUUUUAGACAAUCCUGCCUUGGUUAUCAGCUACUCUGUACAUAAUGUUUGCUUAAAAAAAAAGCAACAAAAAUGACCAAUCUUUGAUGUUAUAUAAUAUUAAGGUCAUACUAACGAGUGGCAAAGUUGAAGUUUACAGGUGUUCACUCUGUAAGCGUUUUCUCUCCAAAGGUUUGACGACAGACGAGCAGAGAGAAUUAUAUUAUGUAUAACAGUAGUGUUGAAAUUGCAGUUGUGUACUAGAUACUUUAUAUUAAAUGUGCAUCAGAGUCAUAUAGAGAUGGAAAUUAUUUAAGAAGAGGUUAAAGAUAAUAAUCAGCUAUUUAUUUCUAUAAAAAAAGAGCGAUGUGUAAUACUGUUGGCAUGUUUGUGUUCACGCAUCAGUCAUUGAGUUGCCUUCUUUACUGUUCUGCUACUGUGGCGAGAAAAUUAUUAGAUGUUUAAAGAGCUUUGAUUGCCUGCAGGUUAAUAAUCUUUAUUUCAACCCGUCUGUUGUUGCACUAGUGAAAAACAAAACAGGAUUUAAAAAAAAAGAAGAUAUUUCAGAUGUUUAUUAUAAGAGUGUUGUUUUUAAUGUUCAGCUAUCUCUCAGUAUUUUAACAGACAUAUGAUGCACUUUUUUCCCCCCUUUUAUUGGCCGGCCGGUCGUCGGUUGAGUCGGGAGCGACGGCGGUCGGCCUGCCUGUCGGCGCCUUCUGAUGGGCUACUAAAAAGGAACUCUUCGCUUAUACGUUGGUUUCAUUGGGAAGGUGAUUUCGGAAACACGAUAAGCGAUACCUUUACGGACUUCUAUAAGUGAACAGACGUACGGUUUCUCAUCUCUCAUAUCUCUUCAUGUUGGGAAGGGGAAAAGAUCGAACCUGAUUCAGCUACAUUCAAGUGCUUUUUAGGUUACCGAUAUGACCUUACGCUCAUCUAUUUUGAAACGUUUUUAAUUCAUUUGCUUUAGCUUUGCUUUUUUUUGCCGAUUUCACGCGCACACCCAUCAGUACAUCAGUUGCUUUAUUUUGAAGUUGGCCUGCUGAGGUUGUUGCAGAGCCCUUUUGUUGCCCUCUAAACCUGCAGAUUAGAGGUGCCGAGCGUGCUGGAAUGACUCCUUUUGGUUUGAGCUAUGAUCCUGUAGUUGUUUCAUUGUUUUGAAAUUGAAAGGUACUUUCUCAUUCACUUUUGUUUUAUUUAAAUCAAGCAUCCUCUGUUGCAGUUACCCCAGUUUAUCAUAGUGUGCAAUAGAAAAAUGGUGUCUGAGUGUUCAUGUACCUCUCUGUACAUAUUUUACGUGUGAUUGAUUGUAUUCUGCCCAUUCAUCUGAACAGUAUUUUACACAUUACCUCAACACUUAACUGGGCAAUUAAGUGUGCCGUUUGUCUUUGUAAUCUUUUUUUCUUUUAUUUUUUGACCUCCAGCUGAUCCAUGAACUUCAUCCGAUUUGCUUGAGACGAAAUGAAUUCUGUUGCUGGAAAAACAACAAAAAACCCAAAUAACUUUCCCAAAACAUGAUCAGCCUUCUCUGAUGACUGCAAUAGAUGGAAAUGUUUUACUGCUCAUUUUCACUCAUUUUGUUGUCAUCAAUAAAAACUGCUUUAAAUUGUA